This is a messenger RNA of Prorocentrum cordatum, 4569 nucleotides long. The record is from the annotation of a GenBank genome assembly. NCBI's taxonomy places the organism in Eukaryota, Dinophyceae, Prorocentrales, Prorocentraceae.
AUGUGCAGGGAGGCCAACGCUACGGGCAAGGCGGAGAAGCGCCUCGGCAGGGCCCGCAAGGCCCUCGAGGCCAAGCGGGAGGCGCGCGAGGAGCUCGUCGAGCAGCUCGCCGCCCUCGACGCCGAGCUGGAGGACAAGGAGGCUUUCCGCGGCUUGGAGGCCGAGAGCCAGGCAGCAGCGGAGGGCGAGCGGCUGCGCAAGGCAGCGGAGCUCCCCGAACGCAGCCAUGUGCCUGGGCUCCUCACGCAGCUCCGAGGCCUGCAGGCAGCGCGUCGUGGCAACUUCGAGUGCGCGUGGUCGGAGAUCGAGAAGCAGAUGUCGGCAGUGGCGGCGCAGCUCGCUCUGGGCAGCGCACCGCCGUCGCGCGACUCCUGGGCGGAGAGCUGCCCCAUCGAUGACGAGCUGGGCAUCCGCAACGACGAUGCUCCCCUCGCCUCAGCCGCAGACAAGACCAAGAUCCGACGGGUUUGGCCAGCCCAGCCUGCGGCCAUGCGAGGCCAGGGCGAGCGGUUCAGGGCAGCCGCGGGGCCGUGGCCUUGCGUCUCGGAGGCGAGGGCGGCGGCGGCAGUGCAGCGGGAUCCGCAGCAGUGGGGCCGCCAGGCCUCUGACCUCGAGGUCGGCCAGGUGCGCUCCCUCCCAGGGCCGAGGUGCGGCUGCCAGGUGGGCCUGCCCCUCGGCCAGUCGGGCCCGCGAGGCGACAGCGCCCUGGCCGGCUGGGAGAGCACGACUGGGGUUGGCCAGGUGGCCCACCCCGCAGGGCAGAGGGGCUCGGGCCAGGUGGGCCCGCCCCGAGGCCAGCCAGACCCGCGAGGCAGCAGCGCCCUGGUCGGAAGCCGCAGCCCGAGGCGAGUGGCCGACAGCGCGCAGCCCUGCAUAAGCCCACUGGUGCGGCCAGGAACGCAGAUGCGGCCACCUGGCGACCAGGAAGAGGGUAGGUGCGGUGGGAUUCAGCCCCACGUCGUCGCAGCACCUACGCUCGGCGGUGGCCGGGAGGCGCAGCAGGGCGGGCCGAGCCAGCUGGCAGGAGGAGCACGGCGAGUGGCGGCUGCUGACGCCAUCAUCUGGGGCCGGGUGUGCGACCUCGACCCGACGGCGCAGGCGCCAACGGUCGCUUUCGCCGAGGCCCUCGCCAGCGGCCUCGUCGUGUUGGGCUGCAACGGCAGCGGAUGGCGACGCUCCUUGGAGGUGCUGGAGGGCUACGCGCGCCUGGUUGGUGCCUGGCCGCACGUCGUGACCCUCCAGGAGACCAGGCUCCUGGCGACGAGCAAGAUAGCAUCCGCAUUUGGCACCGCUGGAGCCCUGGGCCUAGAGCUCAUGGUCGCCUCGGCCUACUUCGAGCACAUCAUCGGGCCAUGGGCAGGCAACCUCGAUCUGCUGCGAGCGGUGGCACAGCUCACCAUGGCAGCUGGGUGUACGCCGUGGCUGCUGCAGGCGGACUUCAACAUGGAACCAGCGACCUUGCAGGAGCUCAGCUGGCCAGAAUGUCACCGCGCAGUGGCCAUCGCGCCUUGGGUCCCGACUUGCUUUGCGGCAAAGCAGGAGAAGACCUUUGACUGGUUCGUGGCGUCGCAGGACCUCGCGUACGCGGCGAGUACCUGUCGUCCUGCGCCAGGCCUGGCGCUUCACCCUCACACGUCUGUGGAGCUCACCCUCCAGGACCUGCGGCCAGACGCGUUGGUCCAGGUCCUGAAGAACCCUCGGCCUUUUCCGCAUCGGGACAUCAAUGCCUGCGAGGCCCAUGAAGAUGCGAGGGUCGAGGUCUUCCGUCGAGUGGGCCGAGCGGGGAAGUGGCAGCGAGGUCCCCUCGAGUGGUGCUGGCAGCCAGGGGAGCGGCCUCGCAGCCUCGAGCUUGGCCUGCGGCAGUGGAUGGCAGCAGCGGAAAGGGCGCUGAUCGGUACCCACGACAUCGACGAGCAGCACGCCCUGACGAGACGCAGACACCGGGUGCUCCAUGCCGCGGUCACUUACGAGCUGCGCUGCUUGAACGAUCUUGCGCAGCAGCGGAUCAAGGCGGAGGUGGCGGAGAAGUACCAUGCGUCGCACGAGGGAUGGUACAGCACCGAAGCUCACAGGCGCUGCAAGCGCCUGGUCAUCGAGCUGGAGUUCCACCCGCGCCAGAUCCUCCUGCUGCCGACGGCGCUGCAGGAGUGGCUGCUGGACCUCAUGCAGGAGUUUGAGGGCGCCCCCCUGCCAGGACGCAGGACGCACAACACGGCCGCGUCACGCGCCCAAGGACAGGGGAUGGCAACUGCGUCCCUGUUCGUCGACAUCGACAUCUCGAAGUUCUACGAGAAUGCGCGGCAUGACGUGCUCUGGGAGGUGGCGGUGCAACAUACUUUCAACCUGACGCUGUUGAGGGGGCUACUGGCCAGCUACCAGAGCCCGCGCUGUGUGGCCAUGGCAGAGCUGUGCACGGUGGCGUUCACCACCAGCGGCGCGAUCCUGGCCGGCUGCGCGUGCGCCACUGCACUGGCCAACUUGCCCAUGCUGGGCCCGCCCCUGGCGAUGACGGUUGGCCGCCCCCUCAUCUGCCCCAGGAAUGCGGUCGACGACGUGCCCCUGCAGGCCAUCGGCACCGAGCGCCUGGCGGUGCAGCAGCUCAGCGAGGCGGGGGCCCAGCUGGUCUCCAUGCUCAUGGCGCAGCACCUGCCCGUCAACGCGGCCAAGACCCACCUUCUGGCCAGCACCCCAACAGUGGCGGGAGGGCUGAAGGAGAGGUGGCAGCUUCACGUCUGGUCCUUCAGCCAGGAGCUGCAGGCCAGGAACUUCGGCAUUGACGCCUGCAUGGCGCGCAGAAGGGUUGCCGAGAGCGCGGCCAGGGCUCGGCAAUCCCUCAGAAGUGGCCGCAGGAUGCAGAGCAUGAAGGCAGCGGGGGUUCGUGUCGACGCUGUCUUCGAGACUGGGCCCUCGUCCAGCUUCCUCUGGGGGAGGGCGGUCGUCGGCAUCCCAGUCGGCGACCUGCGCAGCAUGCGCAUUGCUGCAUGCAGGAGUGCGGGGCGCCUGCACAACGGUGAGCCCCUGGGGCCGCGGCUGUGCGCGGCGGAGGCGCUGCGUGGCAGGGAUCUGGGCCCCGAGGCGGUGGCGGCGGGCAGGGCCGCGUCGAUGGCGGCGGCAGUCCUGCAGAGCGCGUGCGGCGACGGCCCCUUAUGCCCUCGGGUGCACUGCCGCUCGCCCGUCGACGCCCUCAUUCUCACGCUCGGACGCAUCGGCUGGGGCGUGCGCGGGACGGACCUGGUCGCGGACUUCGGAGGCGUCCUAGGCCUGACCUCUCUCGGGCCCAAGGACCUCAUGACCGAGGCAGAGAAAGGAGCGCGGAGGGCCUCUGACAGGCGGGAACUUGGCCGCCUGGCCAAUGGCGGGCGGCAUUGCCACCUUCUCUUCUGGGACGCCAUCUGCGAGCUGAUCGGGCCCCGCGGCUCCCUCGGCCACAGAGAGAAGGCGGGCUUCGUUUCGGUCUUCACGAACGCCCGCUGGCCCCAGCAACGCCUCCUGGCGGCCAAGGUCAGCGAGGACGGCACCUUGGAGGCUGCCUCCUAUGGCACGGUGAGGGCCGACCUGUGCCCGCAGCAGACGGCCAAGAACGCCGAGGACUUCGCCAGCUGGAUGCUGACUGAGGUCGCGGGGUCUGGGCGGCACAUCCUGCACGUCGAUUGCGCAUCCACGGUCCCUUGCCUGAGGCGAGGGCGCCGGUGCGCCACUGGCAUUGGUCGACCUGGCACCCACCUCUGGAGCAGGUUCUUCGCUGUCUCUGGGCCCGAGGACUACGAGGUUCGCAGAGUACCAGCUCACCUGGCGCGGGCGCAGGUGCAGAAGGGGCGUGUCUCAGAGCAGGAGUGGGGUGGCAACAGGUCUGCGGACAUCUACGCCAAGCUCGGGCCCUCGCUGCAUGCUGUCCCGCGGGAGGUGCUGGUCCACUUCAAGGCUUUCGCGCCGAUCGUGGCGGAGCUGGCGCGGCGGAUCGCCCAGGUCUCCAUCCUGGUGCAGCAGGGCGGCCUACGCAACGCGCAGGGCUUGCCUGAGGGGCUGGAGAGCUGCAGCCGCUGCGGCGCCUACGCUGGCAUCGACGGAGGGCCCAAGCUGCAUGAGGAGUGCUUGGGCUGCCCUCCCAAGGGGCCUAAGGGCAAGGGCGGUCGCGACCAGCUCAGCCUUUGGGAUCGGGGGCUGCACCCAAGCGGCCGCAGAGGGAAGAAGAAAGCCGUCAGGAUGCUGCGCCAGAUGGGCGUCACCAGUGAGCUGAGGGGCGGCAUCCUGGCCUGGUUCGGCGCGCUGCCCGAGGAGGCGGGACCCGCGGCGGCCGACGCGCCCGCUGGCCGCGAGGGGGACGGGGGAGGGACGGCCACCUCCCGCGCGUCGAGCUCGUCACCAGCGGGUGGGCUGCGGGCGGCCGCCCCCCCAGUGCGCCGUCCAGCGGCGGCAGCGGCUCCCAUGGGGACGGCCGAGGCCGCCAUCAGCCGCCCAGAGGCCAUGCUAGCGGUCGGCCUGGACGAGAGCGGCCUGGCCGACUGGGCGCAGGAGGUCGCGGCGGCGGAGGAGCGCAAGCGGAGACGCCUCGUGGGCCCCCCGGAAUGA